Molecule: messenger RNA, 4491 nt
Organism: Asterias rubens (European starfish)
Lineage: Eukaryota; Metazoa; Echinodermata; Asteroidea; Forcipulatida; Asteriidae
Product: forkhead box protein K2-like
Exons: 9
Coding region: 50-2014 (654 amino acids)
Biological process (GO): regulation of transcription by RNA polymerase II
Molecular function (GO): DNA-binding transcription factor activity, RNA polymerase II-specific; RNA polymerase II cis-regulatory region sequence-specific DNA binding; protein binding
Source: RefSeq, a predicted model, not a curated record
GUUUUCAUACGUGUCGGCCAUUUUGUGACCACAGCCAAGUAACAUCGGGAUGGCCACGUUUCGACAGGCCUCGGAUAACGACGCUUGGGCCCUUCUUGCGCUCAAAUCGGCCCCUGCCAGCCCCAGCAGAAUCCCAUGGGUUGAUGAGAAUGAAAAAGGCAACGUUAUUGCCCGUCUUGAAGGCCGUGACUUUGAGUUUUUGGUCCGCAAAACUCGGAUCACGAUCGGUCGCAACAGCAAGCAAGGAGAGGUCGAUGUAAACAUGGGCCACUCCAGUUUUAUUUCACGUAAACACCUCGAGAUUAUAUACGAAAAUCGGAGCUUCUUUCUCAACUGCAACGGCAAGAAUGGUGUUUUCGUCGACGGGGUGUUUCAGAGAAGGGGUGCACAGCCUCUCCAGCUCCCAAAAACAUGUUUACUCCGGUUUCCGAGUACCAGCAUCAAGAUCAUGUUCCAGGCGUUGAUCAAUGAGCAGAGUCCGCCCCCUGUCAUGCCGGAGCCCAUCCCGGUCAAACGGAAGAUGUUACCGCCCCUCAAGAUAGACAUCCCCCCAGCGGAGGCCACUUUUGGGAGCCCAUUCCCGUCUCCUACAGGCACAAUAAGUGCAGCGAAUUCGUGUCCCACAAGCCCGCGCGGCGGCACGGGGGCAAACUCCAGAAGAAAUAUAACCCCUGACCUCCAAGCGGCGGCACUAGCUGCGGCCGCCGCCUCGUCAGACGACAAAGAUGGCAACCAUUCAUCAGGCAACGACAUCGGGAGUCCCAAGGAAGAAUCCAAACCUCCUUACUCCUAUGCACAGCUCAUUGUACAGGCUAUCAUGUCGUGUACAGACAAGCAGCUCACUCUUAGUGGUAUCUAUGCAUACAUCACCAAGACGUAUCCCUACUACAGAUCAGCUGACAAAGGAUGGCAGAAUUCGAUCCGACACAACCUGUCGCUGAAUCGCUACUUCAUCAAGGUACCCCGAUCACAGGAGGAGCCAGGCAAGGGGUCAUUCUGGAGGCUGGACCCCAGCUCAGAGGCCAAGCUCAUGGAGCAAGCCUACAGACGGAGGCGUCAACGUGGCGUGCCGUGUUUUAGGACCCCUUUCGGCGGUGUGUCGUCAAGUAGGUCUGCCCCAGCGAGCCCCUCGCACACAGUGCAGUACAUCAGUGGUAUCUUCACCCCUGAUAGUCUGUCAAGGGAAGGCUCCCCCGCCCCGACACCCACAGACUCUGGAGACCAUGCUGUGCUGGACCAUCAGCGAUUUACUCAGGCCAUGCAGGAGCAAGUGAAGCGCAGCAUCUCCAGCCCGGGUUCCCCAGUCCACCCACCACCCCCUUUCCAGCCCCCUCAAUCCACAGGGUCAGCACCCUUGACCUUACCCCCACCUAACAGCCAGGCCUUACAGAAUGCUCCCUUUGGACUGGCUCUACACCGUAUGCCCCAUGCGGCAUCGGUCAUCACUUCGGCCAAGGCGUACGCUGUACCGGCGUCGAACCCAUCACCACCUGUUAUCGUCCCCAUGAUGAUGUCAGGGAUUAGUAACGGCUACCCAAGCCAGCAGGCCCCUCGGGAAGAAGUGACCUCAACGGACGGAGCGACCAACCUCAAACCCAAUGUUAAAGAGGAACAUUUAGAAGAUGUUAAAAAGUCUCCACUCCCAAACAGUAACAACAUCGCUACCAACAGCAACAACGGCAGCAUUCACCAGCAGCUUCAUCAACAGCAGCAGCAGCAGAAACAGCAGCAGCAGCUUCCUCCUCAGCCCAAAGGUGUCGUCAUGUCAAGCCAGCCGCAGGACAGCACCCCUCACGUGGUGACGGUCGCCGGCACCUACCAGCCACCGACCAGCGUCUUCUUCCGGCCGCCGCCGACCACCUCCUCCGUGUUGAGCUCCCCGCUGGUCAUGCUGGCAACUUCUGCGGCCCAGUCGCCGACGAGCAGCCCCGCCAAAAGGCACAUGGAGGGAAUCACGGAGGAAUCUCUGGAAGAUAAUAGUAAACGGCUGAAAGCUGAAGUGCAGGAAGUGUGAUACAUAUAACAUCUUUACCACCCCCCCCCCCCCCCAAAAAAAGAGGAAAAAAUAUCUGAUAUUGGUAGGCAUAUUACAGCUAGUUUUACAGCGUUGCUUUCAGCACCUACACGCCCUUUCCCCCUUCCUCCUUUAAUGUGUGUCAGGGUGUCCAAUCUUGGCAGCAGACUCACUAGUGGAAAAAUCCAUAGCAACGUUAGAAUGUGUGCAUGGUCAGAAUGACAUAGGCAAUCUUAAGUUACCAAGUACAGCACCUAGCGUCUCGGGAAGUCCUUCCAUUGUUUAGGCAUGGCAUGUUUUGUAACCAGAAGAGUUUAUGAAAAUGUGGUGGGGUAAUUUCGGGAUUGUUCUUUUUUGCCAAGAUGACGCGGCGAAGGUGCAUAUUUGCAGUUUACUCAAUUUAAGUGUGGGGCGGGGGUAAAUUAUACAAUAACUUGGGGUUCAUCAAAGUGAAAGAAGGGGUUCCGUACAGAAUUUUCAAAGUGAAACCCUUUUCCUGAUGUGCUUUUUUUGACAAUAUUUCUUGCUUGAUCUGGGGGGGGGGGGGGGGGGGGGGCGCGGGUGGAGAAGCUUGGUUCAUCAUGUCUUUUGAGUGAAUUUCUGCUUGGCAAUGCCCUAACCUUUUGAUGAACAAAGAACUUAUUAUUUUUUGUGUCUACUUGGUUGCUGAACCCCGCACCCUGGACCUAUUUAAGAAUGGGCACCUGACUGAAUUCGAGACAAACCACCAUUCACAAAGCAUGUCAAUCCCAACCGUCCAAUGGAUGUAAUGACAUUUUCGAAUUGAUAAUGGGUCCCAAUUGAGAAUACACCGGUGCUUAAUUGCACAUGUCUUCAUAAGAGUGUAUUGGUAAAAUGUUAGAACCCCUCCUGCCAAAGUGUCCAGAGUGUACAAACAUGCAUUUGCUGUCAAGUUUGAUUUGAUGUGAUCUUUUUCACUUGGUUGUGAAAUAUUGUCAGUGUUUCAUCUCAACAAUGGGAGACUAUCGAGGGCGCUAGGUGACACUAACCUGAGUGGCAAAUCCAUCGUGUACAAUUAUAUUUGGCGCUCAGAAAUUACAACAACAAAAUGGGAAAAUUACCCGGUAUGUCUGUUGGUCAGUGGGUCUGAUGGUUGGCUUAUUAAGUGGUGCAUUUUAAUACCACAUUAAUUAACGUCAUGUAGUCGUCUUUUAGAGUAAAAAAAUAACCUUCCGGGUUGUACAGUAGUAAUAGUUGUAGUGAAUACCACACUGAAUGUGUUAGGGCCUUUAUUUAGCUUUGUUUUUACCCAAAUUCAUCUUUGACACAUAGUAUUAGGUGUAUUAAAAAAAAUUAUAUAUAAUUAUUAUUGUUAUUUUUUUUUAAAUGGCUCUUGAUUUAUUUUGAUACAGUGAAAAUUUUCAUUCUUUGUUUUGUCCAAAAGAAGUAUUAUUUCUGGGCCAAAAACUUGAGUCAGGACGUUUGAGGGGGAAAACAAAGUGAUUGCUUUUGUUAUUGUACGAGUUGAAGAUGUGUAUAGCUUUUUGUUUUAAUGGAGUCAAAGGAGUGUUCUGGCUGUUUUGUAUACAGGCGGAACUUUGGGAGAUAAUAAUAGCGGACGGGAAGUGAAUUUUCUGCUGAAAAUAAGUAUUUCUUGCUCUAUUAUUCAUGCUGUUUACUGAGGUUAUUGGAGUUAUUAUGUAUAAUAGUACAACUAUCCAAUAAAUUGUGUUGAGAAUCUCUAUUUAGUUUUAUAUCUUAACUAACUAGUCGCUUUUGUUAAUAUCUUACUGUUUACUUUUAACGCAACCACAGCCUGUAAUAUUUACGUCGUUUGGGGCUAUUUGAUCCCCCCCUCGCUGUUUUAGCUUAUCUAGUGCCUUGACUCCUAGAAGAACAACAUAAGGGACAAAACCCACGGUUACCAGUCUGUAACUGAGUGAGCUGGUCUCAGAACCUCAAUAUUAUAUGUUUAUGCACUUCUCAGAGACUAGAGGCCAAAGGUCAAGCUCGAUGAACCCUACCAUGCUCAAAGACGUGCGCGCUUUGUGGCUCGACAAGUUUUUUUUAAAAACCUUGGAAAGUAGUUUGCUUGGGUGUUGCUUUUCUAGGCUGGUGAUGGCGCUGUUUUUUAUUAUUAUUGGUUUUUAUUAUUUCUUUUUGUAAACCUGGUACAUAUUAUCGUCAAUAAUCAAUAAAUUGCUGCAGUUGAUCUUGUAUUUGAAGACGUUAUUUGGUCUUUCGUCGUUGCCUGUACAUGUACAUGUAUUAACAUUACUUGAGUAAAAACAAUAAAUACACAAUAAUCCAUCGUUCAAAGAGAAAUGGCAUGGUUUUGUGCAUCAUCUUUUUUUUUCGUUAUAAAGAUAUUGUCGGCAAUCCAGACAAACUGAAUGAGAUCGUGAGAUAGGUUUUAGAAAAUCUAAAUAACAAUUAUUUAUCGCAAAGUUUUAUUUGCAGGUUUGUAUUUAGUACCAUGCAUAGAAAUAACAAAUAAAACUCACAGUCGUCCAUUA